AUGUUGACCGAUCUUCACCAUGCCAAUGCCUACUCGUUUAUUGAUCCUAAUUCCUGUUGUCUCGACUGUAGGGCAGAUCAGCUGGUACUUUUGUCCUCUGGUUCUUCUGGUCGCAACGUAUCCUCUCUCUGCACCCUUCAAUCUCCAUCUCUUGUCAAUGAGCCUGUCUUUUCUAAUGAUGAUGAUCAUAAUGAGGUUGCCCUUGGUUCAUCUUCUCUACCGGCUCACGAGUCGACCAAUGAUUUUUCCGCUGCUCCUGUUCUCGGUGCUCCACACUGUGUGUCAUCAAUCUAUUUAGAAGCGAUCUUCUUCUGGAUUACGCGUCGUUCGGCCUCUUCCCCUCUCGGAACCAUUUCUUUACUGCUACGCCGCUUGACUCGUGUGCUUAUUCUCUUCCCAAUAGGUCUGGUCGGUCGACUCUUCUUGCCUAUACUACGCUUACUCAAUCGACGCCGACAGUCACAUCAUUGUCUUAUUGCCAAUGGUCCACCUGAUUCGAAUGUCCACCUUGCCGAUGUUCUCACUGCUUCGCUAACUGCAGGGACUCGGACUCCCGCGACAGCUAGCCUAGUACGGCGGGCCUCUUCACCGGGUCUGAGACCUUCAAGAGAGAAUCUUAAUCGCCAGCAGGUCUCUGACGCUGAACAGACCAAUAUUUCUUGGAGAGGACAUCGUAGAAUGGCUUCAGGUUAG
Molecule: messenger RNA, 693 nt
Organism: Protopolystoma xenopodis
Lineage: Eukaryota; Metazoa; Platyhelminthes; Monogenea; Polystomatidea; Polystomatidae
Source: the annotation of a GenBank genome assembly